This is a messenger RNA of Drosophila willistoni, 2210 nucleotides long. It is a transcript of the gene Cnx99A, whose product is annotated as calnexin. The transcript has 9 exons. Gene Ontology annotation, cellular component: endoplasmic reticulum membrane; endoplasmic reticulum. Gene Ontology annotation, molecular function: calcium ion binding. Gene Ontology annotation, biological process: protein folding. Lineage: Eukaryota; Metazoa; Arthropoda; Insecta; Diptera; Drosophilidae. The record is from RefSeq and is a predicted model, not a curated record. The coding region runs from base 176 to 1987 and encodes 603 amino acids.
ACUUAAUUAAAUUACAAACUAAAAUUUCGCCGCGUUAGAACAAAUUUCUCUGAUUUGCCACAGAGCCCCAGCCCCCCAGUGUAAAGCAAACGGUGUAAGAAGCAACGACUAAACGAUAAAACGAGUAACACAUAAUUAUUUUCCCACGACGACUUGGAGAGAAAAAAGGGCCAAAAUGAAGGCGAAACUAGGCCGGGCGCUCAUUUUUGGGGCCUGUUUUAGCUGCAUUCUCCUGAUGACGGUCGCCGGUGCCGAAGUGGAAGCCGAUGAUUUUGAAGAUGGCUUUGUGGAGGAUGUUCAGGAUGAAUCUCCCAACGUGGCCGCUGGCGAUGAGGAAAUUGUCUACGAAAGUCCACCAAUUGAACCAAAGAAAUUCCAUUUUGCUGACCAUUUUGAUAAUGUCGAAGAAUCUCGUAAACUUUGGACUCUGUCGCAGGCGAAAAAAGAUGAUAUAGCCGAGGAGAUAUCCAAAUAUGAUGGCAUUUGGAAUUGGGAGUCGCCACAGCGUAUUGUGUGGGCCAAGGAUAAGGGUUUGGUAUUGAAAUCAAAGGCCAAACAUGCUGCCAUUUCGGCACGUCUGAGCAAACAGUUUGAUUUCAAGAAAGACAAACCUCUGGUCGUUCAAUAUGAGGUCACGUUGCAGGAGGGUCAAGAGUGCGGUGGUUCCUAUUUGAAGCUUUUGUCGGCCGGCAAAGAAACAGAAGAUCUUACUAAGUUCAAUGACAAGUCACCCUAUACGAUUAUGUUUGGUCCGGACAAGUGUGGAAAUGAUGUAAAAAUGCAUUUCAUAUUCCGACAUGUUAAUCCAAUUAAUGGCACCAUCACCGAGAAGCAUUGCAACAAACCAAAGAAUCGUCUGGAGGAACCUUUCAAGGAUAAGCUACCACAUUUGUAUCAAUUGGUCGUUCAUCCUGAUAAUAGUUUCGAAAUCCGCGUCGAUCACAAAAUCAUCAAUGAGGGCUCUUUACUCACCGAUUUCAAGCCAGCUGUUAAUCCACCUGCAGAGAUUGAUGAUCCCAAUGAUCAAAAGCCUGCCAAUUGGGAUGAACGUGAAAAGAUUCCCGAUCCCAGUUCACAGAAGCCUGACGAUUGGGAUGAGGAUGCUCCACCACAAUUGCCCGAUCCAAAUGCCGUGAUGCCCGAUGGUUGGCUCGAGGAUGAACCCGAUAUGAUCUUUGAUCCAACAGCCAGUAAACCCGAUGAUUGGGAUGCUGAAAUCGAUGGCGAAUGGGAGGCACCCCUGGUGGAUAAUCCUGCCUGUGAGAAGGCUGUCGGCUGUGGCAAAUGGAAGGCUCCCCUAAUACCCAAUCCCGAAUACAAGGGCAAGUGGCGUGCAGCCAUGAUCGAGAAUCCCAAUUAUCAGGGCAAAUGGGCACCGCGUAAGAUACAAAAUCCUGACUUUUUCGAGGAUCUUAAACCAUUCCGUAUGACACCAAUUGGCGCUGUGGGUCUGGAACUCUGGUCCAUGUCAAGUGAUAUUCUCUUCGACAAUCUUAUUAUUACGGACGAUGUGAAUGUGGCACGUGAUUUUGCUGCCAAUAGUUUUGAUAUUAAGCGUAAAUACAUUGAUCGGGAAUCGAAAACUCUGUGGCAUCGCCUAAUGCGUCGCAUGAACUAUAAGCCCGGAUGGUGGGCCUUGUAUUUCCUCUAUCUAUUGAUUCCAGCCAGUUGCUAUGUCUUUUAUCUCUAUCGACGAGCCAAAGAGGACUCGGCGGCUAAAGCAGCUGAUGCCAAGAAAACUGAUGCACUUCAGCCCGACGAUGAGGAUCAAGUCGAUGCUGAAGAGGACGAUGCUGGGGAUGAUAGUGAUCCCUCAGCCGAUAAGGCUAAUGGUGAUAAUAGCAGCCAGGAAAGCACGCCGCUGUCCGCUAGUCCCAAGAAAUCAAAGUCUGAUUUAGAUGAUAAAGAAAGCAAAUUGGAGCAAAAUGCUGAACCUAAGGAAACAACCGCAAAGGCCACUCGCAAGCGUCAAGUGCGCAAGGAGUGAAAGGAUCAAAAAAACUAAAUAGCAUUCUCUCCAAACAACAACAAAAACAAAACUUAACCCAAUUCCAAAAUGCAUAAAAAAAACCAACAACAAAUUUCCAUUUACUUUUAUAUAUGUUCAGGAAGCAUAGAGGAAACACCCACACACACACACACAAGCAAACAAAAUUCUCUCAUCUCACCUCCCACUCAAAGCAGAAAAAUUUGUUGUUGGCAAAAAAAUA